GCACACGUGUUAGUGGAUCGGAGUCCAGAAAACAAAAAAACAAUAACAAAAGCAAAAAACCUCACCGACAGUCCGAAGUCCGACCAAAUGCAGAAGAGAGAGAAAGGCAAACCCGGUGGUGUUGCCGGAGGCGCCACCCCGACUCCGUUCCAAGAGGGGCCGAGCCUUCGGCAGCAUGGCGAGCAAUGUAGCCUCAUCUGCGACAGCCGAUUCAGUGGCUCCAGCGGCUCUCUUAUAUAAUAAAGAUUAGUGUAAGGACCAUCAUAUCCCAAAUUGCUUAAAAUAUAUCUAUAUUUAUAAUAAAGUCCUAUUGUGUAA
This is a messenger RNA of Rubroshorea leprosula, 318 nucleotides long. Lineage: Eukaryota; Viridiplantae; Streptophyta; Magnoliopsida; Malvales; Dipterocarpaceae. The record is from the annotation of a GenBank genome assembly.